CUCCCGCCGCCAGCUGGAGUGGGCGUGUGGGGCGAGGCGGGCCGGGUAGUGAGGGUCCGAGGGGUAGGGAUCUGGCCCUCCUGGCUUCAGCCUCACGGAUCCUGCUACGGGGGAAGACACAAUGGAGAGCAGGUGCUACGGCUGCGCCGUCAAGUUUACCCUCUUCAAGAAGGAGGCGAGUCUUCUCCCCGAGGGCUGGAGGGCCAGGGGGGACGAGGAGCUACGGGGAAAGCAUGGGAUUUGCAGUGCAAAGACCCGGUUUUAUGGCCCCUUUCAGCAGUGUGAUUUUCAUGAAGUCAUUGAUCCUCAGUUUCGAUUUCUGCAAAAUUAGGCUAAGCCUUCCUCUCUUUGGAGUCUGAUGUGAAGAUCUAAAGCGGUGCUGGAGGUGAAAGUACCUUGUAUAUUGUAAAGUGCGUGACUGUCAUUAUCAGAAAACUACGCUUUUUCUCCCUCCCAAGUGUAGAGUCUGCCUGUCAUCUUCUCUCAACCUUUUACCUCCCAGCGCCAUCUUUUGUACCCCGUGACCCUGUCCAUCACAAUGUGCCCUUUGCUCUGAAACCUCGCCCAUCUCUGCAGCCCGCCUUUGCCCAGGUCUCUUUUCCAUAAACACCCUUCUUCCUGCUCCCGGGAAACCAACCUGCCAGGUUCCCCUGGUAAACUGCAGGCUUUCUGUACCUCACGUGUGCCCAGAGCAUAUGACCAGAAGAUGAUGGAACCAGAUGGGAUGAAUUAAUGCCAUGUAGGGAGGCAGGACCAGAUGGCACUUAGAUGACUGGAUUUUGAAGUGGGUUCAAGUUUGACCUCUGCUGUCUUACAGGGUGACUUUAGUUUCAACAAGUCAUGUAACUUCCCAGGCCUCCGCUAAAAUAGAAAAAAUAGCGUGGUGGUGCACGCCUAUAGUUCCAACCUUGGGAGGCUGAAGCAAAAGGAUUGAGCUUGAGGUCAGCCUGAACUACAUAGCAAGACCCUGUCUAAAUAAAUAAAUAAAUAAAUAAGGAAAAUAAUGGUGGACCUCAGGUAUUAAAUAAAAUAAAUGUGUAUGGGGGCUGGUGAUUUAGCUCAGCAACAUAAGCGCCUGCCUUGCAAGUGUGUGGUCGUGAGUUUGAUCCCUGGUACGGAUAAAAAAGAAAAAGACAAAAAAAAAAUAAUGUGUAUGGAUUGGGAAGGCUAAAUCAUAUGAUGAAUAUUAAGUACUAAGCUUAGUGCCUGGCACAGAGUAAGUGCUAUUGUUCGAAUUCCAUUCUGAGCCAAGUCCUUCCAGAGUAGACAAUAUGUAGCCUCUGCACUCUAAAGAUUCUCCUUUGUUGAAGAAUCCAUAGCCUGAAGCACAAGGCUUUGGUCGGGGCAGGGAAUUGAAGAUGAUAGGAAGCAAGGCAAUUUUGCCGAGAGUUUCAUGUGACUUGUAUAAAAGACUAGAAUUCAAGGAAUUGCUUUACCCUCUGCUCAGUUUCUCCCCAGGUCUUGGAGUCCCACUCUUUUCCUCUUCCCAAGAAUUAGUCUUCUUUCUGUAUAUUGCUUGGAGAGCCCAGGGGGGACCCUAACAAGAAGAAGUAGAUCCUUCUGCUUCAUGUCUUUUGUAGUUCGGCUGUAAGAAUUGUGGCCGGGCCUUCUGUUCUGGCUGUCUUAGCUUCAGUGCAGUGGUGCCCCGAACUGGCAACACCCAACAGAAAGUCUGCAAGCAAUGCCAUGAGAUCCUGACCAGGUGAGAGGCCAGCAAGGAUGGGGGUCAGCUAAGCAUGGCAGUGAGCAUCUGGCAGUCCAUCAGAAGUCAGCCCAGAGGGUCUUCUCCUGCCAAUGCCUCCAAGUGGUCACCACCUCAGAACUAUAAGAAGCGUGUAGCAACCUUGGAGGCCAAGCAGAAGCCCAGUCCCCAGAGCCAGGGACUAAGCCAGCAAGACCAAGUCAUCGCUGAGCGUUUAGCGCGGCUCCGCCAGGAGAACAAGCCCAAAUCAGUGCCCUCACAGGCAGAGAUAGAAGCACGGCUGGCUGCAUUGAAGGAUGAACCCCGGGGUCCCAUAACUUCCAUCCAGGAGAUGGAAACUCGGCUUGCAGCACUGAAGGGCAGAGUUCCACCUUCUCAGACCCCUCGGCCAGCAGAUCAGACACCAGAUCGCAGGACCCAGGCUCAGCAGACACAGGAUCUGCUAAUGCAGCUGGCAGCUGAGGUGGCUAUUGAUGAAAGCUGGGAACAAGGAGACCCAGCUGCUAUCUCUCUCCAGAAUGACCUCAAUCAGGGUGGUGCAGGGAGCCAGCACACUAAUUCCCAGGGGCAGAUCAGCUGGUCCCUGGAAGAGGAGAAAAACAGGCUUUUGACUGAGGCAGCAGUUGAGCUCCGGGAGAAGAACACCAGGGAGGAACAGAUCCUGGCCCUCGCCAAGCGACUGGCUAUGUUGCAGGGACGAGAUCCCAACAGAGUGACUCUUCAGGACUACCGCCUCCCAGACAGUGAUGAGGAUGAAGAUGAGGAGACAGCCAUCCGGAGAGUCAUGCAGCAGCUCACUGAAGAAGCUGCUUUGGAUGAGGCAAGUGGCUUUAACAUCCCUGUGGAGCCAGCUUCCCAACCCCCGGCCCAGCACUGGAAGGCAGAGCCUAAGUCCCUGAAGGUCCAGCCUGUGGCUCCUAGGCCCGAGACUGAGGAAGAAGAGCUCCCCUGGUGCUGCAUCUGCAACGAGGAUGCCACCCUGCGCUGCGCUGGCUGUGACGGAGACCUCUACUGUGCCCGGUGCUUCCGGGAAGGCCAUGAUGCCUUUGAGCUUAAAGAGCACCAGACAUCUGCCUAUCGCCCCCUACAUGCUGGCCAAGAGCACUGAGAAAACACUGCUCCUCCUGGGAACACAGCCCUGUGGGUACCUCCAGCCCUAGGCCAUCCGGUGGGACAGAAACUUAGGCUCUGCUGAUGAUAGAUAUGCCAGCUCUGAGCCUUGAUGUCCUUGGAAAGAGGAAGAGUUUCAUUCAUGAUGAUGACUGGAGUAGCCAGAGAGAAGAACAAGCAGGGGCUUUUCUCCAGGAAACCUGGGAUGAAAGUGAGAGGCAUAAUGGAAAAGACCAAAUGGAAUCUAAAGAUGAGCUCUAUAGCAGGCUUCAGGGCCCCGGGCCCUCCCUGGUAUGUAGUAGGGCUAAUAAAGUAUGCUGAGUCUCUC
Molecule: messenger RNA, 3140 nt
Organism: Cavia porcellus (domestic guinea pig)
Lineage: Eukaryota; Metazoa; Chordata; Mammalia; Rodentia; Caviidae
Gene: Zfyve19
Product: zinc finger FYVE-type containing 19
Exons: 10
Coding region: 1737-2810 (357 amino acids)
Biological process (GO): mitotic cytokinesis checkpoint signaling; abscission
Cellular component (GO): cleavage furrow; centrosome; midbody
Molecular function (GO): metal ion binding; phosphatidylinositol-3-phosphate binding
Source: RefSeq, a predicted model, not a curated record